AGUUGAAGUUAAGGGACAGCUAAGCUACCUAGAAUUAAGAAUGAACAAAUAUAUAUAUGUAGCUAGCUAGGGGACCAUAAUACCAUUUUCUUUCUCAUCAUAUCAUAGUUUCAUACAUAAGAUAAGAGAGUGAAAGAGAAGAGAAAUCAUAUACUAUAUUAAAUUAAUGGCAUUAGCAACACUUCAGAAGCCGCCACUAUAAACAUAUUAUGAUUAUCCUUUUUCAUUUCUUCAUUGGUUGUUUGUUGCAACUCACUUCUUAUAUGUAACGUAUGUAUAACUUCAUCUUAAUUACCUCAACUCAAAAACGAAAAGUAAUUCAGUGUUCGAUCGCGAGGUUAAGAAAGUCUGGGCAAUAAUUGUUUUCACCAGGAAUCGAAUUCGGAUUUUUCAGAACGAUUCGUCCUAGAAAAACUUAUUAACCACUUGAACUGAAUGACUUGAUUAGCUCAUAUUAUUGUUUUAUUCACUGAGAUUCUUGUUAAUAAUUAAUGAUGAUCUUAAUUUAUUUGUCCACUAGCUAGUCCUUAACUCAACCUUUCUUCUUUUUCAUGAUGAUCUUCAAAGAUUGUGAAGAGAAUCCGUGAAUUCUUUCUUUCUUGUUUGUUUGUUUGUUUGUUUAGGUGUUUGUUUUGUACCUUAACUUUAUCUCCAACAAUAUCACUCAUCACACUUUUCUUGUUUGAUAUAUCAACACUUGUCCCUUUCUCAUUCUUUCUAUAUUCUGAUAGAAACUUCACACUUUGUUGCAUUUAUUUUUUGCAGUUGGAACAAAAAUGAUAAGGAUGGCCCACAAGUUUCACUUUCUUUGAGGUGGCAAGAUCCUAUAUUCAUGUGACUGUUUUUUUCUUUUUCCAUUAAGGUUGUGUUUGGCAAAAAAAAAUAUGAAGCUUUUUUGAAUUAACUAUAACUCAUGCUCAUGCAUAAAGAAAAAGAGUGAAAAUUAUAUGGAACCAUUAAAUCAUCAAAGGUCUACUCUUGAGAGAGUGGUUUCUCAAAAAGCUUUACAAAUGAGCAAUUCAUUUCCAUGUCAAAUAUGUGUUAUUGGAUUUCUUUGUGGACUUUGUAUUGCUUCUUUGAUUUUGGCUACUCUUACUUCUUCCUUUGGUACUUUUCACUUUGCUCAAUUUUCAAUGCUUAAUUUAUCAUUCAACUCAGAUCUCAAUACCACAAUCACUAGUAAGUACUUCCUUAAUUACUUUUAUUUAAUGUCUUUUUUAGUACUACUAUUACCUUUUUAAGUUAGUAAUAAAAAAUUAGCAAUUACUUAACUUUUUAACAUGCUUUAUGAAGAGAACAAGAAGAGUUUUAAGUCAGUUUCCCAUUUGUGUUUUUUCUUCUUUUACUAUUAAUGUGAAUCCUAUACUAUUUGUUUACCUAAAAUUAUUCCAAAGAAUUAUUCUAAGUGUGUUUAAAGUUAUACACACUUUUUAAGAAAAUUAUUCAUGGUACUAAUUUCUAUGAUCAAAUGGACAUCAUUUACUAAAAUACUUUUAUUAAUAAUAGAUACCGAACUAAUUCCUCCGGCUUAUACUAAAAACUCAACUUUUCAUAUAGAUUUACAAUUGAUGUGUCUGGCUUAUAUUAUUGACUAGAUACAUCAAUUAUUCAAUGUAUUUGAAAAAUUGAGUUUUGCUUAUAAUUAUAAUAGGAAGUAGUAGUUAAGUAAGUUAAGACGUGACAAAUAAUUAUUGAAAAUACGUAAAAUAUGUGACGGAGGGAGUAUCAAAUUUAGUUUAAACUUUGAGCUCAACAAAGAACAAGAGGUUAAAAGUUUCCCAUUUAUGAUUUUCUUCUUUUUGUCUUAUGAAUUCUAAUGUUGUUUUAAAACUAUUCUAAAGAAUUAUCAAAUUCAGUUGAAACUUUAAGAACGUUUAUUCUUGAAGCAAACUUGAUGAGUACGAAUUUUAAGGCUUGUACAUGAAGUAACAUAUAUAUAUAUAAUUAUACUAAUGCUUACUUUACGUUAAGCAUACUCUAAUUUUGGACUUUUUGACUUUGACCACACUUACUACAAACAAGAUAUAGCAUUACAUUAAUUUGUUUUGCAUAAUCAUUUCAUGUAGAAAAAACAAUCAUGUAGUUAAUUUUUUAUAAUAUGAUAAAGUACAUAGAAAAUUUACUAAUUCAACAAUAUUAUUAUGCUUAAUUAAAUUAAAUUAACACAAGGGACAUAUUUUUUUUCAUGGUGACAACAGCAGAAUGCUCCUUUAAACCUAAACAAACAGAGAGAUUAAGAGAUUUGAGGAGCAUAAAAGAAAGUGACCAAGAUGAAAGAGUAUCUUUGCUUUAUUCAAGUUGGAGUUGUGUGUUAACAAAACCUACAACUGAGAGAAGUGAGUGCUUAUUGAAACUUGGAAUUAAUGAGUCCAAUUUGCCUAAUGCUCCACAUUUCGAAAAUUGCAAGGCGAAAUCGCAUCUACAUAAUCGUCUUGACACACGUAUAGGAAAUGAUUCCUUUCCACCAUGGACAAGUUGGAAAGGAUUGUUGGAUAUGCAACCUGUUGCAGCAACCGGCGAGCAGAUUAAACACUUCAGAAAUCAAGCUGUAUCUGAGGGUGAUUAUCCACCAUGGAUUGCAGGAUCUGAUGCAGAAAACUAUCCUCUGACUAGAAAAGUUCAACGCGAUAUAUGGAUUCAUCAGCAUCCACCGAACUGUAGCGAACCGAAUGUGAAGUUCCUAUUAGCUGACUGGGAGAGAUUGCCUGGAUUUGGCAUUGGUGCUCAAAUUGCUGGAAUGUGUGGACUUCUUUCUAUUGCAAUCAAUGAAGGAAGAGUCCUUGUCACUAAUUUCUAUAAUAGGGCUGAUCAUGAUGGUUGCAAAGGGUCGUCCCGGUCUAGUUGGAAUUGCUACUUCUUUCCAGAAACUUCUUUAGAAUGCCGUCAACGUGCAUUUGAACUAAUGAAAAGUGAGGAUGCUUUGAAUAAAGGAAUUUUGACGACGAAAGAAAAUUAUACGUCGAAGCAUAUAUGGGCAGGAUCAACUCCUAGGAUAUGGGGCGAUCCGUGGAAUUUUCUGCAACCGACAACUGAUAUAAAUGGUAGUCUGGUGGCUUCUCAUAGAAAAAUGGAUAGACGGUGGUGGCGAGCACAGGCUGUACGCUAUUUAAUGAGGUUCCCAACUGAAUACACAUGCAAUUUAUUGAAUGAGGAGCGCCAUGCAGCCUUUGGAAAAAUAGCUGCAAAAAUGGUUCUGGAAAGUCUUGCUAGAGAAUGGCCAAAGGAGGAGAAUGGUAAAAGGUCAAAUUCUGAUAUUGACAAAUAUGUAUGGUCCAAUCACAAUCCCUGGGUCCCGAGACCUCUUCUAAGCAUGCAUGUAAGGAUGGGAGAUAAAGCAUGUGAAAUGAGAGUGGUUGAAUUUGAAGAAUACAUUCAGCUUGCUGAUAGGAUUAGGAGCCAUUUCCCAAACCUCAAUAGCAUUUGGCUGUCCACAGAGAUGCAGGAAGUGAUAGACAAAACAAAAGAAUAUUCUUCUAGGUGGAAUUUUCAUUAUACAAAAGUAAGAAGGCAAGAUAAGAGUAAUGUGUCAAUGGCUGAGUAUGAAAGCAGUUUAGGAAGGGAGAGAAGCACUAAUUAUCCACUUGUUAAUUUUCUGAUGGCUGCUGACUCUGAUUUUUUUGUUGGAGCUUUGGGUUCUACUUGGUGUUUCCUUAUAGAUGGCAUGAGAAAUACUGGUGGAAAGGUCAUGUCUGGCUAUUUAAGUGUCAACAAGGACAGAUUUUGGUAAUCACUGUAAUUAAGUUAUUUGUCAACAAAAAUGUUGACUAUUAGAAUAACAACAGAAUAGUUUUUUGUAGUCUUCUGUAAAAUAAUGUAAAUUAUUCUUAUCAUAAUCAUUGUACAUGACAAUGCUAAAGAAUCUUGUGAAUUAAAGGAGUCAACAUAUUUGCAA
This is a messenger RNA of Trifolium pratense (red clover), 3892 nucleotides long. RefSeq lists its product as uncharacterized. The record is from RefSeq and is a predicted model, not a curated record. Bases 2186 to 3727 code for a protein of 513 amino acids. Gene Ontology annotation, molecular function: alpha-(1->6)-fucosyltransferase activity. Gene Ontology annotation, biological process: protein N-linked glycosylation. Lineage: Eukaryota; Viridiplantae; Streptophyta; Magnoliopsida; Fabales; Fabaceae. The transcript has 8 exons.